Messenger RNA from Syngnathus typhle (broad-nosed pipefish), 2790 nucleotides. Its product is annotated as protocadherin gamma-C5-like. Gene Ontology annotation, biological process: homophilic cell-cell adhesion. The record is from RefSeq and is a predicted model, not a curated record. Lineage: Eukaryota; Metazoa; Chordata; Actinopteri; Syngnathiformes; Syngnathidae. Gene Ontology annotation, molecular function: calcium ion binding. The coding region runs from base 328 to 2790 and encodes 820 amino acids. The transcript has a single exon. Gene Ontology annotation, cellular component: plasma membrane.
AAUAAUACUGUGACUUUAAGAGAGAAUGUCGAUCAACUGGCUCCACAUUGGCGGGUGCAAAUGCAGCCGUGAACCAAUAGAAUUGAAGACUGUACAAAGCAAUCUCGUCCCUGCCCCCACACAGCUUCAUCUCACUAACACAAGAAAGCACUGAGCUGCGGCACUGACAGAAAGGAAUCAGCUCGUAAUUUUUAAUAUUCAAACGGAUAUAAAUUUGUUGUUUUGCUCAGAUGGCUUGAGCUGUUCAUUUUGGAAAUAUCCCCGUUUGCAUGGAUAGACCAAUUGUCGUGAUGCUGAUGAGGAUGUUUGCCUUAUAACGGAGCAAGGAUGACAAAGACAAUAGGAUGCCGAGACUGGCGAUGGCGGGCUCUUUUGUGGCAUUUUCUCUUGUGGACGACAGUGGGUGCUGCUCAGACUCGUUACAGCAUUCCAGAGGAGCUCAAGAAAGGUUCGGUGGUAGGAAAUUUGGCAAAAGAUCUGUCUUUGGAGCUUUCUGAGAUAUUUGAGCGCAAACUGCGUGUCGCCUCUGAGGCUGGUAAGCAGUAUUUCAGCGUGGAUGCGGGGAAGGGCGAGCUGCUGGUCAGCGACAGGAUAGACAGAGAGGCUUUAUGCGGACAAAGCGCCACCUGCUUGCUUCCUCUGCAGGUCGUUCUAGAAAAUCCCUUACAAUUGCAUCGAAUUGAAGUGGAAAUAAGAGACAUUAACGACAAUUCACCUCUGUUUCACACGAAUGAGUUCUCAUUCAAAAUAGCGGAAUUAGCCUUAGUGGGUACUCGUUUCCCGCUGGAAAGUGCGGAGGAUUUAGAUGUUGGAAGUAAUUCAGUAAAAACAUAUACUUUGGCAAAAAACGACUGUUUCACAUUAAAAAUUAAGGAGGUAGAGGAUGGUAGAUUAGUUCCUGAGUUAAUGUUACAAAAACCACUGGACAGAGAAAGGAAAUCUUCUCAUCAGCUCCUACUGACUGCUUUAGACGGAGGGUAUCCAGUUAUGUCUGGUACUACACAAAUAACUGUUAUAGUGCUUGACAAUAACGACAACUUCCCCGUUUUUGACAAAAAUGUAUAUAAAGCGUCCUUACAAGAGAACGUGGCAAAAGAUGCGUUUGUACUCAAAAUUACAGCGACUGAUGCAGACGAGGGACAAAACGGAGAGGUAGAAUAUUUUUUUAGUACUCGCACACCCGAUUCUGUGUUGUCUGUGUUUAAAUUAAAUUUGCAAACGGGUGAAAUGUUUUUAAAAGGAGAUUUAGAUUAUGAAAAAGCUUCAUCCUACAAAAUUGAAGUGACUGCGAAAGACAAAGGAAUCCCUGAAAUGGAGAGUCACUGUCGUGUGCAGAUUGAUGUUAUUGAUAUUAAUGAUAAUGCUCCAGAAAUUAUCCUCACAUCGGAACCGCAGCCGAUUCGGGAGGAUGCACCAAGCGGAUCUGUUGUGGCUCUGCUGACAUCACGUGAUGUAGACUCUGGUAAUAAUAGCAAAGUAACGCUGCAGAUACCAGAAGGGUCCCCUUUUAUUCUAAAACCGUCUUUUUCUAAUAAUUAUGCGCUGGUGACUAGUGGCGCUUUAGACCGAGAGAGUGUGUCUGUGUACAAAAUAGAAAUUACAGCCACUGAUGCAGGUUCUCCUCCUCUCUCGAGUAAGAAAAUGAUCGCUGUCAGCAUUACUGACGUUAAUGACAACCCUCCUCAAUUCUCGCAGAACUCGUAUAAUGUUUAUUUAAAGGAGAACGGAGUAGCAGGCUCUAUAUUGUACUCGGUGUCCGCAAGUGACCCGGAUGCUGGUGAAAACGCCAAAGUGUCUUACUCUAUUGUGGACUCUAAAGUGCAUGACGUGUCCGUGUCAUCGUACGUCUACGUGAACUCCGAGAACGGCAGCAUCUACAGCAUGCAUUCGUUCGACUACGAGAAAGUCAAAGUGUUUCAAGUUGUGGUUGAGGCAAAGGACCAGGGCUCGCCUUCGCUCAGCAGUAGCGCCACCGUCCAUGUUUUCAUCCUGGACCAGAACGACAACGCCCCCACCGUCAUAUACCCCUCCCCUCACGCCGCCUCCCACCUGAGGGUGCCCCGCUCGGCCAAGUCGGGCCACCUGCUCACCAAGUUGACGGCCGUGGACGCCGACUCGGGCCACAACGCGUGGGUCUCGUACAAAGUGGCGGAGGCCACGGACACCUCUCUGUUCAUGCUCAAUUUGUACACGGGGGAGGUGAGGACUAAGCGCGCCGUGUCCGAGCAUGAUGACUCUUCUCAGAGGCUGAUCAUAGAGGUCAAGGACGACGGGGAACCGGCCCAGUCGGCCACCGUCACGCUGUCCAUCCUGCUGGAGGACGGCGUGAGUGAGCCCGUCUCGGAGCUGAGACAUAAGGCGCCCGAUCCCGGCAAGAAAGGCGGCACAAUCACGCUUUAUCUGAUUGUGUCUCUGGCCUCGGUGUCCAUGCUGUCUCUGCUUACUUUGCUCGUCUUGGCUGUCAAAUGCAUGCGGAGCAGCGCGAGCGGCGCUGCUUGCUGCGUGAGGCGGACAAACUCCGACGAGCACAAGAAGCCCAACAGAAAUCUGCAAAUUCAGCUCAACACCGAUGGACCUAUCAAGUACGUGGAGGUUCUGGGAGGUGACGUCAUGUCCCAGAGUCACUCCUUCAGGUCGUGCAUGUCUCCCAUGUCGGAGUACAGUGAUUUUACUUUGGUCAAGCCCAGCAGCACCACUGACUUUAAGGAGGUCAUCAGUGUCCUCGAUGCUUCUUUGCCUGACAGCACCUGGACCUUUGAGAGCCAGCAGGUGAGCGCUGCUUUUGUUUAA